AAGCAUCCGCAGGUCGUCAUGAAAUGGCUGCGGUGGUGGUUUUGGCCAAGUUUUUUGACGGGUGUUUGAUGAAAAAAAAACCUUGGCUUGAGCUGGGCAGGGCGCAAGGAGCAGAUGGCACAGAAUGGGCUUAAGUAAGCCAUCUGAGGUCUCUCUGUGCCACCUGUCUGGACCUGUACAUACCGUCAUGACCUUCUAGAGAUAAUGAGGCUAAUGUUAUGGCAGUAGCUGGGGGUUAGGAGGAGAAGGACUGGUGUGGAUGGAUGAAAGGCGAGGCUGGGGUGGGUGUGGAUGCUGGUGAUGGAAGAUGGAGAGGGAGAGAGACGUAGCAGAGUAUAUGAUGAUGCACACUACCACACACACUGUGGUGACACACAUGCUGCACCCAGGGCCACACCUCUCACUGCUGUACCACCAUGCACUAGCUGUCACAUGUGUUGCUUCAAGUACUUCAUCAUUAUCCCUCAGCACUGUGUCUGCUGUCUCCUCUCUACCACUGAACAAUACUGUUGUGUAGGCGAAACGUUCUAAUAUUAAAGAUACUCGGCUGAUGCAUAUGUUUUAUGUAUCUGCUUCAUACACUGUCAUUACAUGACACAGGUCUCUUGUCACCUGUCAUUACCCUUCUCACUGUGAUAUUAUCACUGGAACAUUUUAACCCCUAAACACCAUUAUUCUUUAACACUACAGUAAGCUAUAGAAAAAUUAUUCUUGACAUUGUUAAACAGACAAAGAAUAAUUUUAUUUGGUUUUACUACAGCUCUCAAUGAAUCCCAAUGGAAGUAAGUCGCUUCAACUUUUUGGAGGUUACCCUACAUAAUGUUCAACUUUUUGGGGGUUAUCCUACAUAAUUUAUAUGUUAUUUUGCAAGACGGUUAUAACCAUCCAAAACUGUUCAAAAUUAUACCUUGGUAGAAGACACUGAAAAAUUGCAGGAAAAUAUAAUCAUUAAUCAUUACAUUGAAUCCCAAAUUUUGUUGAUCAUUGAGUAAAAAGUAAUUGUUAGUAACAGUGGUGCAUAUCACUACUGAUAGAUUACCAGUAACUAAAACUUCAUGUUUCAGUACUAAUAGGCCAUCAUGACCUGGGUAAAGAUAUGGAAAUACCACCUGGCUAACCCACAUAUAACCUCACAUAUUCUACUAUACUAAUUAUGCUGUACUUCAUUGAAGUUACAUGAAUGUUAUAUAUGCACCACCUUCAACCUAAAUGGUGUGUUACAUUGAAUCCAAAAUGCAGCAAAACCGUGGCACAGCACAUGUUAGCUGUGACCUCUGCUCCAGAGACACUGUGAGCACAGUCAUUAUAAUUGGGCGGACAACCAGGCCCUCCCAAGCUGCACCAUGUUCCAUCGCUUUCAUGACCUGAAGGCAGGGCAAGACUCUGAGAUGAUGCAGAGUGGAAGUCGCAGUGGCACACCUGCUGGUGCACUUGAUGGAAGAGCAAUGUUUCCACAUCCGUCAUCCGUCCCUGGCCAACAAAUCCCAGCUUCCUACCCCAGCAUAUCUAGCCCUAGUUCAAGUUUAAUGUCUCAGAGUGCACAACUUAUGGCUUUGGGACAUAAUAUAUUUUCUGGGUCAAAAUUUAUGACUGGGACACCUCCAGAGGCACAUAGGUAUCUUCCAGAAUCUUAUAGAUUGGCUGCAGAGUCACUAGAUCAAAAUAGAUAUGGUAUUGAUAGUCCAAGAAUGUCAGCAGAUCCUUACAGACAGUCAAAUGAAUCUCAGCGCUUGCCAGCCGAUCUUCAGAGAAUACGAUCAGAGUUACAGCGAACAGAAGAACAAAAUAUAGAUAUAUAUCAAAGGCCUCCUAGUGAUUCUUAUAGAAACCCAGUAGACAUACAGAGAGCACAAGACUCUAAUCUACAACAGCGACUUUCUGACCUCCAGAGACUGCAGUCAGAUUCUCAACGACUGGUUGCUGAGGCUCUGCGUCCAUCAGUAUCAGAAUCAAUACGAAGUCCUGAGGCCCCAUAUCGUGGUAUAAUGUCUGAUCCCCUGAGGCCGCCUUCAGAACCCCCUCAGCGUACUGUGCAAGAGUCCAUUCGUAGUCAUGCAGAUGCACAGCGUAUGGUGCAAGAGAGCCUUAGAGACUACUUCAGCCCUUCUCAGAGAACUAUGCAAGAAAAUUUAAGGUCACCAACUGACCAAAGAAUGAUAUCUGAAAAUUUGCGUUACUCCUCAAAUGAUAAUCUUCACUCUGAUUCAUUAAGAUAUGGAACAGAUUUAACUAAUCAACGCAUCAUGCCAGAAAACUUACGUGUAGGAGCAGAAACUCCUCAACAUUUACAGGUAAGGGCAGACACACCACAUAUUCAGGCAAGGUCAGAAACUCCCCAGCAUGUUCGAGUUGGUGCAGAAACCCCUCUACAUCUUCGUGUAGGAGCAGACACCCCUCAGCACCUUCGUGGAGGGGCAGAAACUCCACAACAUCUCAGACUGGGAGCAGAAACUCCUCAACAUCUCAGACUGGGAGCAGAAACCCCUCAGCAUCUUCGUGGAGAUGCCGAAACUCCUCAACAUCUUCGGGUAGGAGCAGAAACUCAACAUUUUCGAGUAGGGACAGAACCUCAACAUCUUAGAAUAGGGGCAGAAACUCCUCAACAUCUCCGAGUUGGCACCGAAACUCCACAGCACAUUCAAGUUAGGGCAGAAACUCCUCAGCAUCUUCAAAGUAGAGUGGAAACUCCACAGCACAUGAGGAUUGGGGCAGAAGCUCCCCUUCAUCUGCGAAUUGGAGCAGACACUCCUCAACAUUUACGAAUUGGAGCAGAGACUCCUCAGCUCCUUCGAGUAGGAGCAGAGACUCCUCAGCACCUUCGAGUAGGAGCAGAGACUCCUCAGCACCUUCGAGUAGGAGCAGAGACUCCUCAGCACCUUCGAGUAGGAGCAGAGACUCCUCAGCACCUUCGAGUAGGAGCAGAAACUCCUCAGCACCUGCGAGUAGGAGCAGAGACUCCUCAGCACCUUCGAGUAGGAGCAGAGACACCACAGCAUCUUCGAGGAGCAGAGACUCCUCAACAUCUCAGAAUAGGAGCAGACACACCACACCAUCUCAGAAUAGGUGCAGAAACACCACAUCAUUUACGAGUAGGAUCAGACACACCACAUCAUUUGCGAGUAGACUCAGAGACUCCACAUCAUUUGCGAACAGAAUCAGAGACUCCACAUCAUUUGCGAGUAGGAGCAGAGACCCCACAUCAUUUACGAGGAGCAGAGACUCCACAUCAUUUACGAGUAGGAGCAGAGACUCCACAACAUCUAAGAGUAGGAGCAGAGACUCCACAACAUCUAAGAGUAGGAGCAGAGACUCCACAACAUCUAAGAGUAGGAGCAGAGACUCCACAACAUCUAAGAGUAGGAGCAGAGACUCCACAACAUCUAAGAGUAGGAGCAGAGACUCCACAACAUCUAAGAGUAGGAGCAGAGACUCCACAUCAUUUAAGAACAGGAGCAGAGACUCCACAACAUCUAAGAGUAGGAGCAGAGACUCCACAUCAUCUACGAGUAGAAGCUGAAACGUCUCAGCACUUGCGAUUAGGAGUAGAAGUCUCCCAGCAUCUUCGAGUAGGGGUAGAAUCUUCACAGCAGCAUCUUCGAAUAGGGGUAGAAUCUUCACAGCAGCAUCUCCGCAUGGGCUCUGAUAAUCAACAUCAUCAUCAUCAUCAUCAUCAUAUGGGAGUUGAAAGUAAUCAGCAUAUGCGACUUGGAGCAGACACACCUCAUCAUCUACGUUUAUGUUCAGAAACUUCUCAAACUCAUUCUUUAAUGCCAGAGAAUCUCAGGGUGACAAAUGAAGCAUCUCGAAUGGUGCCAGAAAAUCUUUGUGUAACAGAGCCCUCACACCAAGUUAUGCCAGAGAAUCUUCGCAUUAAUCACGAUAACACGAACACUACAGGUGGCAUGAGGAUGAAUGCAUUACCCCCUCAAGAUUCCCCUAUGCCUUCCAUGCGCUCACAUUAUGAUGCCUUGACGCAUCGAAUGAUGUCAGAAUCUCCACAUCAGAUGCGAGAACCAAUGAGAGUUGAGUCGCCGCGUUAUUCAGAAUCAUUGUAUCGAGGAGGAGAGUUGAGUCACAAUAGUCUUGGUCCACCAACUCCUGUAUCAUCCAUGACCGAUCCUUCAUGCACUCCUGUACCCACACAGCAUCAAUUUUACACAGGUCAUUACAAUGCCCAGUUUAACCAGUACAUUAGUGAUGGCCAAGACCGAGAUCACCGUGAUAAUAUGAGAAUGGAAGAUGAUCUAGAAGUAAAACCAUAUCUUGAUGUCAAACCCUUUAGUCAGGAUUACCCUCCAAUGCUAGGACAUGAGCUCCCAAUGGCUUCAACUCCCAAGCCACCAAAACCCAAAAGACCUAAAGAACCAAAACCUCCUCGUAUUCCAGUAAUACACAAGUGUAAUGAAUGUGAAAAAAUUUUCAAGAAUAGCACUCAACUAAAGAAUCAUAUGUGGCGACAUACAGGGGAGAAGCCAUUCACAUGUGGAGAAUGUGGAUCAAAAUUCACUCAGCAGGGCAAUCUUAGAGCUCAUAAAAGAAUCCAUACAGGUGAGAGACCAUAUCAGUGUCCACAGUGCAAGUCUUGUUUCACUCAGCUGUCAACAUUAAAAACACAUCAGAAAAUACACUCUGAUGAAAGGCCAUAUAAAUGUGAUCAGUGUGAUGCAGCAUUUAGACAGAUAGCUAAUUUGAAAACUCAUGCUGUCACACACACUGGUGAAAGGCCUCAUAAAUGUGAUCAGUGUGAGAAAGCAUUCACACAGAAAUCAAAUCUCAAGGCUCAUAAAAAUAGGGUUCAUUGUGGGGAAGCAGGCAUGCCAACAAGGAGAGGUAGAAAAAAAAACCCCAGUGCAAUUAAACCUUACAAUUGUCUUGAGUGUGGUGCAAAAUUUACAAUGAAUAGCAACCUACGGAUCCAUAUGAAGCUACAUACAGGUGAUAGACCCUUUGAAUGUGAUCAUUGUGGGGCUGGAUUUGCUCAGAGAUCAAAUUUAAAGACGCAUAUACAAAGAAUGCAUGGAAAGGGGCCAGGGCAGGGAAGGCGUAGAAUCAAAUGUGAUGAAUGUCCAGCAAUGUUUAGACUAAAACGCUGUUUGAAGACUCAUAAAAAGAAGCGUCAUCCUAUCAAGAGCCUUAAAAUCAAGAUCCUUAGAGAAUCAAAAUAUUUAAUGAAGUCUGAAGGAGAGGAAGGAGCUGAGGGUGAGGAAGUAGAUGAAGGCGAGGAUGGAACAGAAGAUGGGGAUGAUGGAACGGAAGGGCCAAAUUUUGAACCUAUAGUUCAGCUUUGUGAGCCAAAAGAAGAACCAUAUUCACCUAGCUACAAUUCAGACUCUCCCUUUAACAAGGAUGAGUGGCCUAAGGAUGUUGAAGGAAAAGGUAUUAAGAGUAAUAAGGUGCAAGUCAGUAGAGAAACAGGACCAAGAGGCGCAGCGGAUGUUAAAGAAAGAAGAGAAGUAAUUGUAGAUGGUGCAGGAGGAGGGGAAUAUGAACAGAAGGGUGUAGAGGAGGGAGACUGUGAGCAUCCCCAUGAAACUGAAUCAAAAGCUCUUCCACAAGAGUCUCCAGAAACAAGUUUAAGUGUAAAGUGAUGAGCUUAUAUGCACAGUGAAGCCUCCUAAAGCUUAACCUUGAUGUCUCUGCCAAAUCUCACUAAAAACAUUAUUGAAUAACAGAAAGAGGCUAGAGAUAGCUGGGUUGAUGCUUUAAUUUCACUAUUUUUCAUAUGGCCCCAAAUUAGCAAAUUAUGCCACAAAUACCUGUACAGUACUGUGAAUAUUGAACCAGCAUUGUGUUGUGGAGUUAUUGGUUGUGGUGGUCAAAUGUUCUGGUGAUAGAAUGCUGCAGAUGCUAAUGGUCAAAAAGUUGGUCAUCGUUUGUUCGACAGCCAUCAAGGAUGUAAUGUUAACACAGUACAUCUCAAACAAGGAAAAGGUCUUUUUGAUUGUUAAUUAACUUAAUGUAGCAUGCAUUAUGUGAUUUUAUAUACAUUAUUUAUGUCAAAAUUUUUAAAUAAUUGUAUUAUCAAUCAUAAGUUUUAACAAAAUUGCAAAGUAAGUGAUUCAGCAAAUAAGGCUUCCACAUAAUUUUGCUCCACUUCAUAUUAAGGGCUUUCUUGAAAAUCCUCAUGGGCACUUUAAAUGAGGUUGCACAUUUUAUCAUUUGAUUAUUUUACCAUCUAUAUUCUAGUGAUACCUCAACGUCUUUAUAGUUUGUGAUAAAACAGUAAAUGUCCACAUAUUGAGGGAAAGUAUAUUCACAGUUACACCAGUGAUGGGUAUCAGUUGUGUUCCAAAGAACUGGAGAGAUUUGAUGGCAUUUCACUUAUGUUGCCCUUAUUAUAUUGUUGCCAUUGUUCUUGCCUACUGUAUUUACACAAGUUGGGAGUUUUACUUGAUAACCUCCUACAUUUCUUGUUUUACUGUGAGAAAUUAUUCCACUGCAGAAAUUGAUCGAGCAAACGAGAUUAGGCUGUAUAUAGUUUGUUGUGAGAGACUUCAGCGUUAGUGAACAGGUUAGCUUUCUCAGCUCCUGAAAACAGCUUUAAUGUACCCUGAAAAUUUUUACCAUAGCUAUCUAUAUGUGCACUAGAUGUUGAUGCCCUAAGCUUUCUUCAUCUGGUGUUCCUGGUUAUGGUUUAAAUUUGUUAGGGGUAUUUGAUCUGAUGGCUUUAGAAAGAAUGGUUAAGAAUUCUUCAGGUGUUAAGUUGUGAUUGCCCAGGUCCCUACACCUCAUUGUUGUGAGGAAUCAUUUUCAGUGAUUGAGAAAGAGAGGGAAACUCAGGCAUGUUCAUCUAAUCUGCUUUAUUUGAAGUUUUAAUUAAUUAUCAUGUAAUCAUGUAUUAAAGAGACAGACAUUUUAUUAAAAAAUUUUGACGAGAAAGAACAAAUAAUGAAAUUUAGUUGUGAUAGUUUUUCCUCUAAGCAGAGAAUUUGACCUGAGAGAAUUAAUGGGCUGGUGCUUCCUUAACUUUACACACUGGGUUUGUGACAAGGUCGGUACAUCCUUACAGGGGAGGCUCAUUAGGGCUCAGCUACCCACUCCAACUCAGGGAAAGUUGAUCCUCAUCAACACUCCGUCUACCAGUCAAUAAAACACAGUAGUAACUCAGCUGAGCUUAGAGAAAGUAGAGCUACAGGACAAACAUUGAUUUAUAUAACAUAACAUAAUAAAUUUCUUGAAAGUUUAAACAUUCAGAAAUGUAAUUUUGUAAUCAUGCAUCCUUUGUGGCUUUGUUUUUCUGAUUGUGAAAUACAUUUGCUUGUUACUUUGUUCCCACAGUGGAGCUGAUUUAUCCAGAUCCAAAGAAAGUUAUUUUGUUCUAUUUACUAUAUAUAAUCAAAACUUUAUUAUAUAGUUCGUGCGUGAGUGUCAUUUUUUCAUUAAGUGCUUUGUUGUGAGAACAGAAGUAGAAUAUAGAUCAUUACCACUCAUCACUAUUGGCCACUUUAUGGUUCCUUAAUACACAUGACUAACAUAUCCAGGAAUUUUAUAAGCGAAUAGUGUAAUACUUAUCAGCUACACAUGGUGUUAAGUGCCCGCCAUCAUUAAUAUUUUGAAUUUUGAGUUGUUGAUGUACUAGACGGGUCCCCCAAGGCUCUGAACAACUGACCGUGACACAUUUUGGAUGCAAUUUGCUGGUUUCAUCUUCUACGUGUCUUUCUUGUCUUAACUUGAGCAUAUUUUUUUCUUAAUUUAAGGUUUUUGACUUCUACUGUGCAAAAAUUUUUAGAACCCCUAGUACCUGUAAGACUUUAAAAGAACUAAAAUGAAACUGCAUAUGCAAUGCCUCUUUAUUACUUUAUAUAAUUAAUAGGAUUAUAGUGUGUAGAACUGAUAGUAUUCAUAUAUAUAUAUCUAUAUAUAUAUAUCAUUCAAUCACAUAUAGUGGCAGCCUCUGAGGAGGCUUUCUUGUUUGAGGAGUUUUGCAUGCAUGUGUUUGUAGAGAUGGAUUAUGGCCUCUUGAGACUAUUUGAGUGUGUCUGCUGUGUGUGUUUAUUGCGAGUAGUUUCUUUAGGGGGAUAAAAUGACUGUGGGGUCCGUUCUGCCAUACAUGACAAUUUUACUUAAUUACCUGAUAUAAUUUUUUAAGGUCAUCUCUAAAAGGCAUAUUUGAAGUAGGUGCACAUUUUCUCUGUACUGCCACCAAUCAGUGACCUGUGUAAUAUUGGGUAUCAUUUACACUUGUGUACAGGAAAUGAAUUCUGUAUGUGUAUAUAUGAAUUUUUAGUGAAUUUGAUGAGCGAAAGAACUUCAGUUGAUCAACAGUGCGUUUUAGAAGCAUUUGUUGGUGUUAGUGAAGAGAAAGAGGCAUAUGAUUUAUAUGUCUGUUAAAUGUGAACCUUUGCUUUCAGUGAUGGAAAUAAGAUCUGCCUUUAGUAUUACCACAUUUUCUUGGCAGAUAUUGUAUUUUUGCCGAAGUCUUUUGACAUGUCAUAUAGUACCAUUAAGUAAUCAUUCAGGACUGAAUCAAACAGUCUGGAAUACGUAUACGGUGCAUCAAUUUGUUGCCAUACAAUAUCUGUUCUGUCAUAAGCUUGCUGAAAUAUAUGCUUCUGGUUUACCAAGCUCAUGUUAGGAAACAACAAUCAAUUUAUUUAGAGGUUAUCUUGACAUUUGGGAAAAAUUACUAAGUUGAGUUUAGCAGAUUGAAUUUUUUUGCAGGCCUAUGAAAGGGCAGAGAACAGCUAGAAGUGAAGGGAGAUGGGUAAGGAGGUACUCAACGUUGCACUUUGCUGAAGGAACUUGGGGAUUAUAGUAUGUGUAUGAGGUUGAACAUUACACUAUAUUAUUUUUUCUACAUUAAGGCUUGAACUUUAUCAUUCAAAUGGAGUACAUGUGCCUGUAUAUAUACAUGCAAAUAGACAGACAGACACACCCACACACACACACACACACAUACACACACACAUACACACACACACAACACU
This is a messenger RNA of Cherax quadricarinatus, 8927 nucleotides long. RefSeq lists its product as uncharacterized. NCBI's taxonomy places the organism in Eukaryota, Metazoa, Arthropoda, Malacostraca, Decapoda, Parastacidae. The record is from RefSeq and is a predicted model, not a curated record.